Messenger RNA from Hibiscus syriacus, 487 nucleotides. Its product is annotated as NADH dehydrogenase [ubiquinone] iron-sulfur protein 5-B-like. NCBI's taxonomy places the organism in Eukaryota, Viridiplantae, Streptophyta, Magnoliopsida, Malvales, Malvaceae. Gene Ontology annotation, biological process: mitochondrial respiratory chain complex I assembly. The record is from RefSeq and is a predicted model, not a curated record. The coding region runs from base 83 to 334 and encodes 83 amino acids. The transcript is spliced from 2 exons.
UCCGGACAAUCAAAUUGAACACUUUACUCGAGCAUACAAAUCCUUCUUUUCAAUCAAUCCAGACAAGUAGAGAAAGAGAGAGAUGGCAUCUGGCUGGGGAAUCAAUGGCACCAAAGGCAGGUGCUACGAUUUCUGGGUCGACUUCAGCGAGUGUAUGUCGCGUUGCAGAGAGCCCAAGGACUGCGCUCUCCUCCGUGAAGACUAUCUCGAAUGCCUCCACCAUUCCAAAGAGUUUCAGCGAAGAAAUCGAAUUUAUAAGGAAGAGCAACGUAAAUUAAGAGCUGCUGCAAGAAAAGACAAGGACGGUGCAGAUGGUGUUCACCAUCAUGCAUAGCGAUAGUUCGUGUUCCUUUAAAUUUCCAAGAAUAAUAAUGCAUGGAGAUUGUUGUAUUUUGUUGGCAUCUUUUCUGAAUGACCUUGGUUUCCCUUUCCUUGCAAUGGACAUUGUUGUUUUGAGCCUGUGCAACAGAGGCAAUGAUUAAUAUUU